CAAAUAGAACCGUCCAUCAAUCGCUCUCCAUCCCGGUACGAAAGACGGGCGCUUUGGAACUUGUUUUUAAAAACUUAAAAAAAUAUAAUAGGAAAAAUGGCCCGCCUUACAUUAGCUGUUGUUAUCAUUAGUUUCAUCUUCAGCUGCUCGACACACCCUACAAACAAAUUGGCGAAGACCAGCCCUUAUAACUUCCCGUUCGUGACGAAAGAAGAAUGGGAAGGCAGGCCCCCCACAGAUGUAGUCCCCAUGGAAACUCCAGUACCAUACGUGGUGAUUCACCAUACGUACAUACCUGACGUGUGCUAUACGUCAGAUGAGUGCAAAUCCGCUAUGCGGGGCAUGCAGAACUUCCACCAGUUGACAAACGGAUGGGCGGAUAUUGGAUACAGUUUUGCGGUGGGCGGAGAUGGCAAGGUAUACGAAGGUCGCGGAUGGGAAGCAGUUGGCGCCCACGCUGUAGGUGUGAAUACAAGGAGUAUCGGGAUUGCUCUCAUUGGAGAUUUUGUUUCAAAAUUGCCGUCCGAGACUCAACUAGCCCCAGUACAUAAGCUGAUCGCUGCAGGAGUCGAACUCGGGUACAUCAGGCCCGACUACACUCUCAUCGGCCACCGCGCGGUGUCCGCUACCGAGUGUCCUGGAGGAGCCCUAUUCCAGGAGAUCAGCACGUGGCCCCACUUUGACAAAGAAGUUUCCGAAAACCAACCGACGACUGAGGCAGUUACACAAUUAAAUUAAAUUAAAUUAUUACCUUUUUA
Molecule: messenger RNA, 758 nt
Organism: Ostrinia nubilalis (European corn borer)
Lineage: Eukaryota; Metazoa; Arthropoda; Insecta; Lepidoptera; Crambidae
Product: peptidoglycan-recognition protein LB-like
Exons: 5
Coding region: 97-738 (213 amino acids)
Biological process (GO): innate immune response; peptidoglycan catabolic process
Molecular function (GO): peptidoglycan binding; zinc ion binding; N-acetylmuramoyl-L-alanine amidase activity
Source: RefSeq, a predicted model, not a curated record